AUGAACUGCAAGGCUAAUGGAUUCAGUGGUUCAGCCUUUCAUAAGCUUUUCUGGAUAGCAACUGAUGCAUACAAUGAGUAUGUAUUCAACAAAGCAAUGCAAAAGAUUGAAGAGUACAAUCCUAAGGCUAUUGAGUACCUAGAGAGCUGCACUGAGGUCUGGUCAAGGCAUAAGUUUGAUCCUACACUCUGUUGUGACCAUAACACAACAAAUUUUGUUGAGUCUUUCAACUCAUGCACCAAGCCAUACAGAGAUUUACCUGUUCUGAAAAUACUUGAAGCUAUAAGACAAUGGUGCAUGAAGAGGAUUGGGUUAGGGUUUGACAAAGCACUAAGCAUGGGGGAUAUGGAGCUGACUGAGUAUGCAGACAAGAUUCUGCAAACAAGAUCAGAUGAGUCUAUGUUUUGUUAUGCUAUUCCCUGUGGUGAGGAUGAAUUUGAGGUGAGAGACCAACAUGUGCAUUUUCCCAUCAAGCUGAGCACUAGAACAUGUGGUUGUGGGAAGUGGCAACAUUCUGGAUUGCCAUGCAAACAUGUACUAAGGGUCAUUUAUCACCAGAGGCUACAACCAGCAGACUUUGUAGCCCCCUAUUUCAAAGGAAAGGCAUACAAGUUGACUUAUGUAGGGCAUAUGCACCCUAUGCCUGACCCAUCACAAUGGCCAUCAAGGAACCUGCCUGACAUACUGCCACCAUUGGUGAAAAGAGGUGCAGGGAGACCAAAGAAGCAAAGAAAAAGAGGGCCAAAUGAAGCAAGGAAAGGGAAGAGGCAUGCAACAGUGAAGUGCAGCUUAUGCAGUGAGUUGGGGCACAACAAGGUGACUUGUGCAUCAAGGAAAAAAAGAGCUGCAACUGAAGCAAGCACAUCAGCCACCUCCUCUCAAGCCAAGAAGAGAACAAAGAGAGCAGCUUGA
Messenger RNA from Chenopodium quinoa (quinoa), 912 nucleotides. RefSeq lists its product as uncharacterized. The transcript has 2 exons. Bases 1 to 912 code for a protein of 303 amino acids. Lineage: Eukaryota; Viridiplantae; Streptophyta; Magnoliopsida; Caryophyllales; Amaranthaceae. The record is from RefSeq and is a predicted model, not a curated record. Gene Ontology annotation, molecular function: zinc ion binding.